AUGGCUCAUCUAGAUUCCUUCACCUCUCCUUUGAUCUGGCCUCAUCCUUGGUUUGUAGCUGCAAAUUUCAAACGCGUUUUGGCACUUUUAUUGGAAGGCUUUAUGCUGAAUGUGGGCUUUAUGCCGAAUGUGGCCAUAAUGCCUCUUUGUGGGCUAUAUGCCUUUAUGUUGGCUUUUGCCAUUUUAGUUUUUUUUGCUCGGGAACAUGAUCUUCAUGCUAUACUGUAA
This is a messenger RNA of Prunus armeniaca (apricot), 228 nucleotides long. NCBI's taxonomy places the organism in Eukaryota, Viridiplantae, Streptophyta, Magnoliopsida, Rosales, Rosaceae. The record is from the annotation of a GenBank genome assembly.